AUUUACUUCCAGGAUCUUAGUUCGCUUCCGCUCGUUCAUGUUGUUACCAAGCAUGGCCGUUUUACGCAAGCAAGGGAAAAUGGGAAUGGAAAUGGAGCAGAGUUAUGACAACGACGAAGAAGAGCAUGAAAAUGAAGAAGACGAGGAACAAUCAACAUCGAAGGGAGUAUCUGGAAAAAAAGUCGAUGAAUUUAAUUUGGACGAAGUGCUGCGUUUGGGAGGCACCAAAGCAGAUUAUGUUAUGCUGGCCUCUAUAAACGAUUCCCAAGAGCUUGUUGACGGUGGAAAGAAAGAUAUCAUUGAUGAUCUGAAAAAGGGGGAGCUGCAGGACUUCAUCACCAAGCUCGGCAUCCGCGCAUACUCUGAGCAAUUCCAAAUCAUAGCCGAUGAUUCUGCUGAGCUGGAGGACUCUACGAAUACUCAUACAAAAAAUAAAUUAACAGAAGAAAAAAAGGGGAAACCAGAGAAAGUAAAAGGGCCCCAGAAAGAUAAAGAGCAGCAAGGUGCUGAGGGGAAGAAGAAGACAAAAAAAGCCAAAGAGCAGGUCAGUGCUACUGUUCGGGGGAAGAAGGAAAAGCAGAAUGCUGACCUAUUUGAGUUCCACAAAAGGCAGCUGCUGCUCAUAAAACCAGGUGGGAAGUGGUUUGAGCAGGAGUACACCAACGAGAAAGACUUCGCCCCUCAGGAAGAGGCUCUGGUUGCCCAGUACAAGGCCCUGGCCCAGAAGCUGCUGGAGGCCGAUGCCGACCUCUUCAAAAACAAGAAGAACGCUCAGAAGGGCGCCAACUCGGGGUGGAUGAAGACGGUGGUCUCCACGGGGACGCUGGCCGACAGGAUGGCGGCCAUGACACUGCUGAUCCAGGACGCUCCGGUCCACAGCCUGCAGUUCGUGGAGAACCUGGUCUCGCUGGUCAAGAAGAAGGGCGGCCGCCGGCAGAGCCUGAUGGCCCUGGACACCCUGCGGGAGCUCCUGCUGUCCGACCUGCUCCCGGAGCACCGCAAGCUGAGGACCUUCUCCCAGCGGCCCUUCGACAGGCUGGAGGAGCUGGCCAGCGGGAACCGCGACGCCCGCGACCGGCGGCUCAUCCUCUGGUACUACGAGCACCUCCUCAAGCACCAGGUGGCCGAGUUCGUGGUGGCGCUGGACGCCCUGGCCCACGACACGGUGCCCGCCACCAAAGCCCGCGCCCUGACCACCGCCCACGAGCUGCUCUGCAGCCGGCCCGAGCAGGAGAGGGCCCUGCUCGCCCAGGUGGUGAACAAGCUGGGCGACCCCGAGUACAAGAUGGCCUCCAAGGCCUCCUACCUGCUGGAGACCCUGCUGCACUCGCACCCCAACAUGAAGGUGGUGGUGUGCGGCGAGGUGGAGCGCCUGAUGUUCAGGCCCAACGUCCACGCCAAGGCGCAGUACUACGCCGUCUGCUUCCUCAACCAGGUCCUGCUGAGCCACGAGGAGGCCGACCUGGCCGGCAAGCUCAUCACCAUCUACUUCUCCUUCUUCCGCGCCUGCAUCAAGAACAAGGACGUGGAGUCCAAGAUGCUGAGCGCGCUGCUGUCGGGUGUGAACAGGGCCUACCCCUACGCCCGGACGGGGGACGACAAGAUCAAGGAGCAGCUGGACACGCUGUUUAAAGUGGUGCACAUAGUCAAAUUUAACACUGCUGUUCAAGCACUUAUGCUGCUCUUCCAGGUAAUGGACUCUCAACAGACCAUCUCUGACCGGUACUAUGUCGCGCUGUACAGGAAGCUUAUGGACCCUGGGCUCCACAUGUGCUCGAAGCAGGGCAUGUUCCUCAACCUGCUGUACAAGUCUCUGAAGGUGGACAUCGUCCUGCGCCGCGUCAAGGCCUUCGUGAAGAGGCUGCUGCAGGUCUGCUGCGAGCAGAACCCCACCUUCGCCUGCGGGGCCCUCUUCCUGGUGUCAGAGGUGAUGAAGGCCAAGCCGGGCCUCAGGCUCCUGCUGCAGGAGAACCAGGAUAGCGAGGAGGAGAAGUUCAAAGACCUUGACGAGGAUGAUGACGAAGAAGAGCGGUUUACGGAUGCCGAUAAGGUGGAGGAAGGGAAGGAGCAGGAACCGAAAGCGCCGAGUCAGGCCGUGUCCUGGGUGCAUCACCAAAACAUGGACGGUGGGAAAAAAAUGGAGGCCUAUGACCCCUGGCACAGAAACCCCUUGUUUUGUGGGGCGGACCAUGCCAUUCUGUGGGAGCUGAAGAAGCUUUCGGCUCAUUUCCAUCCGUCGGUAGCCCUAUUUGCCAAGACCAUUUUACAGGGUGAGUUCAUCACGUACACAGGGGACCCUCUCCAGGACUUCACUCUGAUCAGGUUCCUUGAUCGAUUCGUCUUCAGGAAUCCCAAACAGAAGAAAUCUAGAGAAAAUACAGACAGCUCUGUUAUGCAGCCCAAACUGAAGCUGUCCAUGAACAACGUCCGAGCUUUGCCAGUCAACUGUGAGGCGUUCCUGGCCAAGGAGGAAAGCCAGAUUCCUGUGGAUGAGGUGUUCUUCUAUCGGUUCUUCAAAAAACGGGAGUCGGAGAAGCAGCUCCGUCGGCCGCGGGGCGACGGGGACAACGAGAGCGUAGAGGACGUCGACGACGACGAGUUCGAGAAGGCGCUCGAUUCAUUUGAAGGGGACAGUUACUUCACGGACCUUAAGGAUGACAGUCUGGACUUUGCUGGCAACGUUAAGGGCAAGUCCCAAAAGGACAGGAAGGGUGAUGACCUCUCUGAUGACUCUGACGACCUGGAUGAAGAUGACCUGGACGAUGAGGAGGUGUCUCUGGGCAGCAUGGAUCAGGAGGACUUCGGGGACGUGCUGGAGGAGGAGGGAGGGGCCUUCAUGGACGUAGGAGGAGAGGAUGAGGAGGAAGAAGUGGCAGAUUCAGGUGAGGAGAUGGAGGAAGUCAUGGAAACAAGUUCAAUUUCCAAAAAAGGCAAGAGGAAGAAGUCUGGGGACUUGGACUUUGUUGCCUCUAUGGGAUCAAAACAAGGACGGAAGAAGACGAAAACCAUGAAGGAAGAUGGUGGCAUGUUUGCUUCUGCUGAGGAGUUUGGGUAUCUGCUGGAUGAACAUGUAGGAUCCAAGUUUGACAACGUUGGCAUCAACGCCAUGGCAAACCGAGACAAAGCAGGCAUCAAACAGCUGAAAUGGGAGGCGCGCAGGGACGACUGGAUCCGAGGAAGAGACGUGAAGACCCUGCGGAGGAAGAAGGCCGCGUUUAACAAACGGACGCAGUUCGGCAAGUUCAAGGGCAGCAAAAAGAAUACCAAGAAAUAACAUUUGCACGUCCUGCCGCAGAGGGGCCGUUGUGACCCGCUCUCCGGGUUCCUCUCGCCUCCGCCAAGCUCACCCCUAGGACUUCUUGGCAGACCACGCCUCCUGGUCGCCCUCCCGAAUUCCGUAGACUCCCGCCCACUCGUUGGACUUGUAAUAGACUGAAAGGAGGGGCGGGUGUCGAAAGAUGAGAGACUGAGACUACACAAAAAAAACAUUUCAUCACGAGAAGCACAUGGAUAUUGUUUGUGGUUCGACAAACCCUGGACGGAUGCAACGCUCGAUCACCCCAGACCAUCCGUGUGAAAGGCCCGAGCCAGUUGGCUAUUUUUGCUGAAAAAUAAAUAUUACCCACAUAUUUCUGUGGCUGAAAUUAAGCGUGCCCCAGUAAAAAAUAUCUGAUGGCGUUGGUCAUGGCAAAGGUAAUCUUUAAGGAAUGAUUGUGUUGCUGUCAAUGUUUUAUAUUUAAAGUUGUAUUAAAAAAAACCUUAGAACA
This is a messenger RNA of Anguilla anguilla (European eel), 3767 nucleotides long. RefSeq names its product CCAAT enhancer binding protein zeta (gene cebpz). The transcript is spliced from 16 exons. Gene Ontology annotation, cellular component: nucleus. The record is from RefSeq and is a predicted model, not a curated record. The coding region runs from base 38 to 3274 and encodes 1078 amino acids. Lineage: Eukaryota; Metazoa; Chordata; Actinopteri; Anguilliformes; Anguillidae.